Colletotrichum acutatum is the source of this 1581-nucleotide messenger RNA. RefSeq names its product cytochrome P450. Gene Ontology annotation, molecular function: oxidoreductase activity, acting on paired donors, with incorporation or reduction of molecular oxygen; monooxygenase activity; heme binding. The coding region runs from base 1 to 1581 and encodes 526 amino acids. The record is from RefSeq and is a predicted model, not a curated record. Lineage: Eukaryota; Fungi; Ascomycota; Sordariomycetes; Glomerellales; Glomerellaceae. The transcript has 3 exons.
AUGUCGAUAUUCGUCGUUCCUGUCGAGACGGCCAGGCCAUUGGUGGUGCUGGCGGCAGCGGCUCUCAUCGUGUUUCCCAUCAUCUAUUUUCUCUGCCUCACUGUUUAUCGCCUUUUCCUCAGCCCAAUCUCUCACUUUCCGGGCCCAAAGCUAGCAGCAUGGACAUACUGGUAUGAAUUCUGGUACGAUGUGGUUGCCGAGCCCGAGUACACCUUCAAAAUUGGUAGAUUACACAAGCAAUAUGUCCGUAUCAAUCCAGACGAGAUUCACAUCGCGGAUCCGGACUUCUACAACACCAUCUACGCUGGCAGCGGACGCAAGCGUGACAAAUGGGACUGGAUCACCCGGUCUUUCGGCGUCGACGAGAGCUUGAUCGGCACUCUUGGCCAUGAUGAGCACCGCAUCCGUAGGGCGGCGCUGUCGCCGUACUUCUCCAAGCAAAGCGUUCGCGCCCUGCAACCCCUUGUGGACCGGAAUAUGGGAAUCCUCCUCGGACGCUUCCGCGAGUUUGCCCAGUCCGGAGCCCCUCUGAAACUUGAUGAUGCCUAUGCUGCGCUCACCAACGAUAUCGUCGAGGACUAUGCUUUUGGAAAAAGCGAGGACCGCCUCCAGGCCGCGGACUUUGAUCCUUCUUUCAGAGAUGCCAUGCUUCAAGGCGGCAAAGCCGGUCAUGUCCUGAAGCACUUCCCCUCGCUGAUGGAUAUGCUCCGCAAGCUGCCCGACUCCCUGCUGCUCAAGCUGAGCCCGGCCAUGGGCGCCUACUCCCAGCUCCAGACCAGUGUGAAGAAACAGGUGGCCGAUAUCACACAGGCACACCAAAUGCACGCGUACGACAAGACGCGCCGCACCAUCUUCCACGAGAUCCUGAACAGCAAGCUCUCCGAUUACGACAAGUCCACGGACCGGCUCUGGCAGGAGGGCGAAGUCGUCGUCGCGGCGGGUACCAUCACCACGGCCUGGGCGCUCGGCGUCUCGACGUACUUCGUCCUCGCCACGCCCGACAUACUCUCGCGGCUCAAAGCCGAGCUCGAGGCCGCGAUCCCCGAUCCAUCGCAGCCCCUCAGCUUGCUCGUGCUCGAGCGUCUUCCCUUCCUGACGGGCGUGGUGCAGGAGGGCGUCCGUCUUAGCCAUGCCAUCUCGCACCGGCUGCACCGCAUCUGCCCGGACGAAACGCUCGUAUACCGCGCCGGUGAUCGCGAAUGGCGUAUCCCCCCCGGUACUCCCCUCAGUAUGACCAGCAACCUGGUGCACCAUGACGAGCGCGUCUUUCCCGACUCUCACACCUUCAAGCCUGAGCGCUGGGUAAACGACCCCCUGCUGGACCGCUAUCUAGUGUCCUUCGGCAAGGGUGGUAGAGCUUGCCUGGGUAUCAAUCUGGCAUAUGCAGAGCUCUACCUCACGCUGGCGGCACUUUUUAGGGUUUACGGGACGGAGGAAGUUCAAGGGAAAGAUGAUGUCGGAACCUUGAAGCUCUUUGAGACGACCGCUGCUGAUCUUGUUAUCACGAGCGAUACUGUGGUUCCUGUGAUGCCGGAGGAUUCCAAGGGGUUGAGGGUGACGGUACAUCAGCGACCUGAGUAG